CUGAUUUUCCAAAAUAUUUUGGAUUUUCGAAUGUUUCUCUUUCAUAUCGCAUACCAGUCUAAAUAAUUAAUUCGAUAUAUUGUUUAUUGCAAUAACUUUAUCAAGACAGCGAUAUAAAAGUCUGCUUUUUAAUUUGAUAAUGUUGAAUCCGUUACUCUAAACAAUCUGACCUAGCUAUUAUAAAUGUAAAUAUUUAUUAUCAACAAACCGGGCUGGCAUUGUUUGAAUAACUUUGAUGUUGUUUUGCUGCAAUUAUAAAUUAUUCAUUUUUUGUUCUUAAAAAAAUAAAUCACUAGCAAAUUAAAAAAAGUUAGUCCGCAUCUGUCUUUGUGAAUCACUUCAAAAUAUAAAUGUGUUAAUAAAAGCGAGGUAUUUAUAUAAAACUUGUGCUAGGAUUAUUAUAAGACUUUAUUUAAAAAAAUUAUCAAACGGGUUUUCUAAGUAAAUAUAAUUUUAAACUAGUGACAAAAUACGACAUAAUAUUUUUUAUGUAAUUGUGACUGUUAUCUACAGCAGACCUAUUAAAAAAAAAACAAUCUAAGAUACCCCGUCAUAAAUUCGAAAACGUUGAUAAAUGGGUUCAAAAGUCAUACAACUGAUUUGAUAAAUCAAGUUAUAAGUAUUUUAUGAUUUUUAUAAAUAUAUCGAGGACAAAAUUAACUGGAAAACAGUUAACAUCCUUCUUGAAAAUGACAGAACAUUUAGUGGUUUCUACAGAAAAUGGAAAAAUCAAAGGCAAAGUAGGAAAAGACUAUCAUGGUGGAAAAUUUUAUAGUUUUAGUGGAAUACCGUACGCAAAAGCACCUGUUGGAGAACUCAGGUUCAAGGCUCCAGAACCUGCAGAUCCAUGGGAAGGAGUCAGAGAUGGAACCAAAGAAGGUCCAGAAUGUCCUCAAAUGUUUCUCAGGCCCAAGUUUUAUGUGGGUAAACAAGAUAAUUGUUUAAAUCUGAAUGUGUACACAAAAGAGUUACCGAAAACGGACGAUACGAAGAAGAAACCUGUAAUGGUAUUCAUUCAUGGUGGUGGAUUUAUAUUUGGUUCAAAUAAGAAAAAUUUUUUUGGGCCUCAAUACCUGUUGACAGAGGACAUAGUUCUUGUCAUACCUAAUUAUAGAUUGGGAGUUUUAGGUUUUUUGAGUUUGGAGGAUACAUCUUUAAACGUACCUGGAAAUGCUGGACUUAAGGACCAAGUGAUGGCACUAAAAUGGGUUCAAAAAAAUAUUCACCAUUUUGGAGGAGAUGUUAAUAAUGUUACAAUUUUCGGUCAAAGUGCUGGUAGCGCUUCCGUUCAUUAUUUAACACUCUCAAAACUUACCAAAGGUCUUUUUCACAAAGCCAUCAUGCAAAGUGGCAGCGCUUUCAAUCCUUGGGCAAGAGGAAAAAGAAACGCCGCUGACAUUGCCAAAGUUAUGGGUUAUCAACCAAACAUAGACGAAAAGACAAUUUUGCAAAAACUUCGUCAAGCUAGUACGAAAAGUAUAGUUAAGGCACAAAAUAAAGUCGUAGAUAAUACCUUUACUAGUGUAGUCCGUCCUUUUGGCCCGGUGAUAGAAUACAAACAUGACGAAGCCUUCCUUGAUGAAGAUCCGGUUGAAAUAAUCAAAGCUGGAAAAAACCAACAAAUUCCCGUUAUUAUUGGCUACACAUCUUUGGAGGGAUUGCUAUAUGAAGUGAUAAGAAAAGUGAGGUCUGACGCUAAACUACCUGGUUCAUUGGAGGUUGAUAUUCCCUACGAAUUAAACAUUUCCGAAAAAAGUGAAACUGCUAAAAAGAUUGCUGAAGAAAUGAAACAGUUUUAUUAUAACGACAAAGAUUUAUCGAAGAAGAAUAUAAAUAUUCGUUUUAUGUUGAGCAGCGACAUCUUAUUUUUGCACGGCAUCCAGAGGACUAUUAAUUUACUCAAAAAAUAUAGCACAACACCAGUAUACGCCUACAAAAUGACGGUAUCAAGCCCGUUAAACUUCUUAACAAUGUGCUGUCAAUCUAACUAUUUCCUUACUGUAGGAAUGUAUAAUCUUUUCAUCAGAUGGUCAGGACAAUCCUCUUUAAAACACCUAUUCCAGAAUUUACGGAAGAAACUAUUGGUUAAACAUCUAGAUGGCGUUGCUCAUGGCGACGAUUUAUUCUACCUUAUGAGUACUUCUUUGUCGCCGAAAGUCGCGAUAGGCAGUGAGGAAGAUAUAUACAUACAAAGGUUUGUCAAACUAUGGACGAAUUUCGCUAAGCAUGGCGAUCCUACACCUGAAGCCCUUGAAGUAUUAAACUCCACAAAGUGGAGUCCAGUUGUAGAUGAACCGAUUAGUAGCAUUUUAGAGAUAGGCAAUACCAUUAAGAUGACUGAAUAUACAGAGAAUGAGAGGUUGAAAUUUUGGGAUAAACUAUAUGAAGAUUAUGCAUCCUAGAAUGGUACCUAUGAGAAAACCGUUUCGGGGCUUACAAAAAUGAUGAAUUCAUGCAACUAGAAACAAGCCGAAGUAUUCCAAGAGGAAUACGCAUUACCCG
Psylliodes chrysocephalus is the source of this 2502-nucleotide messenger RNA. NCBI's taxonomy places the organism in Eukaryota, Metazoa, Arthropoda, Insecta, Coleoptera, Chrysomelidae. The record is from the annotation of a GenBank genome assembly.